Molecule: messenger RNA, 1125 nt
Organism: Phycodurus eques (leafy seadragon)
Lineage: Eukaryota; Metazoa; Chordata; Actinopteri; Syngnathiformes; Syngnathidae
Gene: rhd
Product: Rh blood group, D antigen
Exons: 10
Coding region: 1-1125 (374 amino acids)
Biological process (GO): ammonium transmembrane transport; ammonium homeostasis
Cellular component (GO): plasma membrane
Molecular function (GO): ammonium channel activity
Source: RefSeq, a predicted model, not a curated record
AUGCGGGUCAUAACUGUCCCGGUGUUCCAGGAUUUGAAUGUGAUUGUCUUUUGGGGUUUUGGCUUCUUGAGCACUUUUUUAGUGCGCUAUGGUUUCAGUGGCUCAGGGUUCAACCUUCUUGUAGCUGUCAUAGCCAUCCAGUGGGGACUCAUACUCAAUGGCAUUGAGUCCUGGUAUUACAGACGGACGAUUAGGAUUGACCUGAGAAGCUUGGUGGUUGCUGAGAUGUGCACGGCCUCUGUUCUUAUCUCAAUCGGGGCUGUGCAAGGCAAAAUAAAUCCUAUCCACCUCAUUCUCAUGGCCCUGCUGGAGGUAUUUGGCUUUGUCCUGAAUGAGUGGCUCCUGCUGACUCUGCUCAUGAUCCAGCCUUUGGACUGCAUCAUGGUACUUCACAUCUUUGGAGCUUUCUUUGGUCUCAUGGUGACGUGGAUUCUCUAUCGGAAAGAAUCAGAGGGAUUCGAGAAGGAGAAACUUGAUUGCAAAACAGGAUUGUUCUCCAUGUUAGGUGCUGUGUUUCUUUGGAUGUUUUGGCCAAGUUUUAAUUCUAUCCUCACGGACCAUCAAUUUCCUGAGAGGAGGUCGGGGGCAGUGUGCAGCACCUACCUGGCCCUGUCUGUCAGUGCUGUAGUAUCUGUUGUUGUGUGCGCGCUUUCCAGCCCAAAGGGAAAAGUCAAUCCAGCCAAUUUUCAGUCAUGCAUACUUGCUGGUGGUGUUGCUGUCGGGGCUUCCAUGUCAGGGAUACGUUACCCAUGGGAGGCCAUGACAAUUGGACUGACUGCGGCUGCUGUGUCAACCGUUGGAUUCCAAUACCUCAAGGUCCACAUGCUGUUUGCCUUUGAAUGCCAUGACACCUGUAGUGUUCUGAGCACACAUGGACUCCCUGGUCUACUGGGGUGGCUGACACACCUCCUCCUGCAGAUUGAACAGUGUGAUGAUCACACAACGGCAAUCCGGUUUGCCGUAUUUCACAUUUGUGUUCUCUUCAUCACGAUAACUGUAAGCCUGACCAUGGGUAUCAUAACAGGGGUACUACUUAAGUGGGAUACCUGGAGACCUCCCCAAGAUAAAAAAUGUUUUGAUGAUCAAGCUUUCGGGAAGUUUGAACAUCUUGCAGUUCGCAAGUAA